This is a messenger RNA of Ogataea angusta, 1404 nucleotides long. RefSeq lists its product as uncharacterized. The transcript has a single exon. NCBI's taxonomy places the organism in Eukaryota, Fungi, Ascomycota, Pichiomycetes, Pichiales, Pichiaceae. The coding region runs from base 1 to 1404 and encodes 467 amino acids. The record is from RefSeq and is a predicted model, not a curated record.
AUGUUUGAACAAGUGAAGCCAAAACUGGAGGAUCUGACUUCUGUCGGGGUCAUUAUCCUAGAGCAGCUCGUUUCAUGUAUCACCUGGUUCUUGCCUGAAAGCCUCAUAAGUUUCUUCACCUCAAUGGUGAAGUUUAUCUUCAGUCUCCACGCCUCAAGCAACCCACUGUACAACCGCUAUCUCAAAGGUCGAAAUUUAGAAAUGGACAAGCAACUCGGCAAAAUAGAGAGACUGCGUGAAGCGCAAUAUUUUGACGAGCUCUGUGCCAUCCAUGGGUUCAAGGCUCAGAGCCACCUCGUCCAGACCAAAGACGGCUACCUGCUGACUGUGCACCGACUAGACCCCCAUGAGAACGGGUAUCGUCCAAAUGGUAAGAUCGUUUACUUCCAGCACGGCCUGUUGAUGAACAGCGAAAUAUGGGUGCUCAUGGCCGAUACUCGGCAGAACUUGCCGUUCCGGCUCUGUGAACUGGGCUAUGAUGUCUAUCUCGGCAAUAACAGGGGAAAUAAGUACUCUGCGCGCCACGUUUCGCUUUCGGUGAAUGAUGACGCGUUCUGGGACUUUUCUAUUGACCAGUUUGCCCUAUAUGACAUUCCGGCCUCAAUAGACCAUAUUCUGGAGAUAAACCGUGCUUCGCAAUUGAUCUACAUUGGGUUCAGCCAGGGAUGCUCACAAAUUCUUGCCUCUAUAUCUGUCAACCACCCUUUGAAUAUGAAAAUCAGCAAGCUCGUGCUGAUUUCUCCGGCCACAACGCCGAAAAAACUGUCUAACUGGCUUAUCAACUCGAUUGUGAACUUCCAGCCAGCGCUGAUAUACUUGCUUUUUGGCCGCAAAAUCCUUCUGAAAUCCGUUUUCUUCUGGAAGGAUAUUACGUACCCACCGUUCUUCUCCAAACUGAUCGACUUGUCGAACAAGAUUCUAUUUGACUGGAAGUCUCAAAACAUCGACCCGAUCCAGAAGUUCAUCUGCUACUUUCACCUGUACUCGACAACAUCCGUGAAAAGUGUGGUGCAUUGGUUCCAGAUCAUCAGAUCGAAGCGAUUUCAGAUGUACCAGGAGUCUGACCUGUUUCCUGCGUUUGAGUACCCAAUACACACAAAUAUUAAGCUGUCGAAAAUUCUGCUUAUCUACGGCAUGUCCGACUCGCUGGUGGACAUUCAGCAGAUGACUGAGCAGCUUCCUGAGUUUGAGGAGUACAACAUCUCGGUUCUCAACAAUCAGGAAAUGAAGCCUGAGCUUGUGGAGGUGGUAGACAACCAAAAGGUGGACGAGACGAUGAACAGCAGCGACGGAGAGAAGCUGCAGAUCGUGGGCGUGGAGAAUUACGAGCAUCUGGACCUUGUGUGGGGCCAGAACAUCGAGUACUAUGUGAUCAGCAACGUGUUGGAGUUUCUGAGCGACUAG